Molecule: messenger RNA, 660 nt
Organism: Effrenium voratum
Lineage: Eukaryota; Dinophyceae; Suessiales; Symbiodiniaceae
Source: the annotation of a GenBank genome assembly
AUGGAGGGUUCCUACCAUUCAGCGCAUGAGGGAAGAGUUCAUUUGCACUUCUUCGCCGGGUUCCACCGCCCUGUUGACUGGACCACGCUGCGGCCCGUGAUAUUCGGAGGCAUUACGCCAAACGCGCAGCCAACUCGCGCGCGAGGUCCUCGAACCAGGGAAGCCAUGGACCAGGGCCAUUUCUACUGCUACGCGCAGAAGGUGGGCACUUUGGAAGUGGCGACCUCCAACUAUGAGCCUUGGAUCCACUACACGGUUAAGGGGUGCCAGGUUCGCACUGGCUUCAUCGGGCGCCAGCGGCAGGUGGAGGCAGUGCAGAUGCACAAGGAGCGCGGACGGCUGCUGGAGCAGCAAGCUGCCGCAGAGGUGUCGCUGCAGCGCCUGAAAGGCGAUUUCAAGGCACCGGCGCUGGCGCGAUGCGAGCCCUGGGCAUCCCAAUACCAAGAGCCGAAGAUGAGGUACAAGUUUCUGAUCUUGAGAGGAGGCUCGCAGAGUGGCAAAAGCGCUCUUGCAAAAAGCCUUGGUGACAUUUUCGGACUGGGUAAGCCUUUCAUAGACUGCAUAUUGGCAGCCAGCCACGGCUCACGGCUGUCCCAGGUUGCUGACAUGUCCACUGUGCCAACAAUCGGGAUUUUAAAGAGCCAAACGGCGUACGAAUAG